AUAUGUAGAACUAAGUAUUUAGUUGAUUGUUUGAGCGUUAAAUCCAUACGUCCUUUCGGGCAUACCGGUUUUAUUUCGUUACAAUUCAGGUCAACUAACUGUAUAAAUGUCAUUAUGGUGUAGAAUUUACUGCAUUCAGUAGUCUGAAUUGUUUGGAAACAAACGAAUGUUAUGGAAUUAAAAAUUUAUAACCGGUCAGAUCAAAUUAUUCUUUAAAGGUUGUAAUACAAACACAAUUUGUAAGCAUUAAAUUUACAUUGUUGUAAGCAUGAAUGGAAGAUUUAUAAUUUAUUUCUCUACACGUGUACAUAAAUUUGCUUUUCGAUUUUUGAAAUACGAAUCAAAGUAACGAUAUGAACAAGUAAAUUGAAUAAAUAAAAUGAAUGAAAUGCUUCUAGUUAGUUGCAAAAUAAUUGAAUAAUACUUGGUGACAGGUAUAACUGUUAUUCAUAUUUAGGAAAAAUUGUCUGUUCAGUUUCGUCAUAAGAUUAUUUUGAAACAUAUUCGAUAUCUAACGUGAUGCGGAUGUACAACCAGGUAAUUUGGGAGACCAGCUAUUUAAAGCUACGCGACAUAUUCACACAAAUAUAUUCAAUUACACUCGAUGGUUUUAAAUAACAGCUAAGCAAAAUCUUGCUGUGCGCGAAAGAAAGGAAGAGAUCGAGAAAUAGAUUUACAAGUAUUGUGUGAAUGUUUGCUCGGGAAGAGAUGAGAAAAGCGAAUGAAAUUUGGUGGUAAAUAUUUUGGGCCACGAUAUAGGCAGCCUGGAUUAAAAGUAUUCGUAUAAUAUGAACGUGAAAAUUGGGAAGACUGUGUUCUUUAUGUUAAUAAUUGCAUUGAUAUACAGAUGAUCGCACGUUAUACAGCAAUGUUAGCAGUAAUAAAUAUAACAAAAUAAAAGAGUUAACUGCGGUACUUUGUAACAUAUGACAAUCGAAAAUUCACAUAAGGGAAAAAAGUAUUCGUACAUUACGAUAGAUUAUCAAUUUAUAUCACAAUUAAUAUUUUAGCCUCUUCAAGAUAUUUGUUUGGUUUCAUAUGGUGUUUUGUUAUUCUUUUUCCGAAUUCCCACUAUAUGUGCUCAAGUUUUAAGCUCGACGAUUACGGUCGUAUAGGUAAUGUAUGGGGUGCACUAUACCAGCAGUCAUUGACAUAUAUAAACAUUUAUUCAUGAUUUUGUAAUUUUGUUUUUUUUUUUUUAGUUUCCGUUUUACGAUAUCGAGCUUGUGCAUACCAUAUUCGAUCAACACCAUGGCUGCAACGAUAAUCGCUUUGGCAGUUUCUACACUGUAUAUUGUAUUUACAAGUCUCAUAGCUUACUGGAUGAGAAGAUAUACCAACUAUUAUAUACAGGAUCCGUUUGUAAGGUCCCUAUUUUUAGAAGGUAUUGCUACCGGUGAACUUUGCGGAGCAUGUUUCGAAUUAAUAAUAAUUGCGGAUAAUUGGGGUGUUUCUAUGUACGGCGUAUAUUUAUUCGUACUGACGAUUUGGUGGUCUAUGAAUUGGGAAGACGCUACCGCUUGUCCCUACACGCACAUCGAAGACGUUGUCAAUGGAACGAAGUCAGUGCGCGAUGCUUUCCUUUUAAUAUGGGCCGAACUUGUCGGCGGUCUUGCCAUUUUUAGAUACGUUCAAUUACUUUGGGCACUCGAAAUUGUUUCGACGCACAAACACAAAGCAUUCGAAGAUUGUACUACCGAUCUGCAAGUGCCUGUAAUAUUUGGAGCAUUUAUAGAAUGCGUGGCAACUUGUAUAUAUAGGGUGGUCUCACGUGGCUUGAGCGAGAUAAAUUCGAAGAUUAGUGUUAUUCUUGAUUCCUUCGUUGGAACAACUUUGGUUAUUGCAGCUUUCGAUUAUUCCGGCGGCUACUUCAAUCCCGCGCUGGCUACCUCCUUGAAAUACGGAUGUUUAGGAACUUCCUUUAUGGAGCACGUGAUAGUCUAUUGGGUGGGUGCGUGUGCGGGUUCCAUCGCCUCUUUACGAGUAUAUAGGCUACCGUUUGUUCAACGGUAUGUGGAACAAUAUAAAGAGAAAACGCUUUAAGUCACCGACAGUGAAACAUCGGGUCGUUGCACGAGUUUGUUGGUUUUCUGUUUGCCCGACUUUCCCGUUGUUUGUUUUAUCUUAUUCCCUGUUUUCUGUCUGAGUUACCGUUCUACGAAGUAACGUCUAAGUUUAUACAUACUUGUAUCGAGUCUCUCAGAUUGUUACAAUAUUUGCGCACAAACAAUUUCUCGAAAGCGGUCACCCUCCUCGCACGUUUACAAAGUAGGAACAUUUUUAGAUAUUGUAAGGUGAUGAUAGUGCUACGAUGAUUUGAAUUGAAAUUAGUGUAAAAUUAUCCAUAGCGAGCGAUGCGUGUAAUUAGCAUAAUGUAUCAUGACUGUACAAUAAAAGACUGUACAAAUAAAAGUUUUGCGAAUAAAUUGGAAAUAUUACAUUCUGAGA
Bombus huntii is the source of this 2448-nucleotide messenger RNA. RefSeq names its product aquaporin-11 (gene AQP). The transcript has 6 exons. The record is from RefSeq and is a predicted model, not a curated record. Gene Ontology annotation, molecular function: channel activity. Gene Ontology annotation, cellular component: cytoplasm. The coding region runs from base 1252 to 2043 and encodes 263 amino acids. NCBI's taxonomy places the organism in Eukaryota, Metazoa, Arthropoda, Insecta, Hymenoptera, Apidae.